Symbiodinium pilosum is the source of this 204-nucleotide messenger RNA. The record is from the annotation of a GenBank genome assembly. NCBI's taxonomy places the organism in Eukaryota, Dinophyceae, Suessiales, Symbiodiniaceae.
AUGGCCGCAGCCGCCAGCAUCGCUGCCGCACCCGCUGUGGCCUCUGCCGCGGAAGCCGCGAAGGAUGAGUACCUGAACUACAACUUCACAGGUGAGUUCACGCCCUUCAUGGUCAUUGGCUACUUCGGCCUUACCACCUUCCUGACCGCCUUUGCCUUCGGCUCUUACCUGGCCCUGACCAAGCUGUCACUUGGCCAGAUUUGA